CUUUUCCAAUUUCAAAAUUCAAGCCGGCCAAAGUGACAAACAGGCACGAAGAUCACAAAACAGUUGUUCAUCAAGUGUUUGAUCCAGAAAAUCUGCAAAUUAAGAAAGCGAAUUGUUGGAAUGGCGUCGAUUCAAGGAAGCGACAGUGGCUGGGUGGGAAGAAAACCUCUCAGACGACUUGGUGGUAUGUCAGAUGCCCUUUCCAUCGCCGCCGAACUCGGUUUCUCUGUUGCUCCUCCUCCAUCCCAGGAAGACUUGCAGAAUUCAUCAGCUGGUGGUGAAAAGGGUGAUGACUUGAUACGUGUCUUGAGGGAGCUUACCUCUGUACAAAGAAAAAUUGCAGAUUUACAAGUGGAACUUCAAGGUCGUAAGGAAGAUAAAAAUGUUGCGCACUUGACACAUGUGAGUGAAAUGGAAAAGAAGAUAGAAACUUUGGCAAGGAUCACUACUAUAUUGAAGGAUGUUAUCCAGAAUAAGGACCGAAUUAUAGCUCGUCUUCAACAACCAUAUUCAUUAGACUGCAUUCCGGUGGAAGCAGAAUAUCAGAAACAAUUUUCCGAGCUGUUGAUGAAGGCUGCCAGUGAUUAUGGUGCUCUAACGGCAUCUGUUGCAGAUUUCCAGUGGACUCAGAACUUUAAAGAGCCACCGUCUGUAUGGGGGGAGAUGCUUCGACCAAUCCCUGUAGCAUUGGCAUCGUGUACGAGGUUCUUUGAAGCGAUGACCGCCAUGAGAGAAUCCUUUGCAACCCUUCAAAAACUGAGGUUAGGGCCCUCCGAGUCUGGGAUGAAAAUGGACGUUUCUCGGAGAACAACAUCAAUCGACUCCGAUUGCGUGACUCCACCUCCAUGGGGAAAAGAAUCGAGUUUUGAUGAUUUGGGUGUUAGAAGGCAAGAACAGGACAUAAACAGUAGUGAUUUAGAUGGCAUGAGCAACCGAAGAUUGUCGUGGCCUUUGGGGAAGCCAAAUGUUUCAUAGAUGCUUUCGGUUCGAGUCGAAUGGUUAUUUGAUGAUGAAUUUGUUGGUUUUAUUGUGUGUAUCUUUGGGCAUGUUUUAUAUGAAAAAAGAGUUCGAUUUGGGAUG
This is a messenger RNA of Cynara cardunculus var. scolymus (artichoke), 1080 nucleotides long. Its product is annotated as AUGMIN subunit 2. The record is from RefSeq and is a predicted model, not a curated record. The transcript has 6 exons. Gene Ontology annotation, biological process: spindle assembly; microtubule nucleation; microtubule organizing center organization. NCBI's taxonomy places the organism in Eukaryota, Viridiplantae, Streptophyta, Magnoliopsida, Asterales, Asteraceae. The coding region runs from base 121 to 975 and encodes 284 amino acids. Gene Ontology annotation, cellular component: mitotic spindle microtubule.